AUGGUAGUCGCUCAGAAGCUUAAGGAAGCUGAGAUCACCGAACAGGACUCGCUCCUUCUGACUAGGAAUCUGCUCCGAAUUGCUAUCUUCAACAUCAGCUACAUUCGGGGACUCUUUCCUGACAAGUAUUUCAACGAUAAAUCGGUUCCUGCUUUGGAUAUGAAGAUUAAGAAGRUAAUGCCUAUGGACGCUGAAUCACGCCGAUUAAUUGACUGGAUGGAGAAAGGUGUCUACGAUGCGCUACAGAGGAAAUACUUYAAGACGCUCAUGUUCUGCAUUUGUGAAACAGUAGAUGGUCCAAUGAUUGAGGAAUACGCUUUUUCCUUCAGCUAUUCAGAUUCUGACAGCCAAGAUGUCAUGAUGAACGUCAAUCGUACUGGAAAUAAGAAACAUGGAGGAACUUUCAACGCCACUGCUGACAUUACACCAAAUCAAAUGAGGAGUUCAGCUUGCAAAAUGGUUCGUACACUUGUUCAGUUGAUGAGAACUCUCGACAAAAUGCCAGAUGAGCGUACCAUAGUGAUGAAGCUUAUGUACUACGAUGAUGUGACGGCACCAGAUUACGAGCCACCUUUCUUCAGAGGCUGUACAGAAGAAGAAGCUCAGUAUGUAUGGACAAAGAAUCCUCUGAGAAUGGAAAUUGGGAACGUUAAUAGCAAACAUCUUGUGUUAACGCUAAAGGUCAAGAGCGUGCUUGAUCCUUGUGAGGAUGAAAAUGAUGACAUGCAAGAUGAUGCUAAGAGUACAGGACCCGAUUCUGUACAUGAUGACCAAACUUCUGAUUCAGAUAGCGAGAUAAGUCAAACACAAGAAAACCAAUUCAUUGUGGCGCCAGUAGAGAAACAAGAUAAUGAUGAUGGAGAGGUCGAUGAAGAUAACACACAGCAUCCGGUUGAAAAUGAACAGCAGUUAGCAAUGGUGAAGGACUGGAUCAACUCUCGUCACCUUGAUACUGUGGAGCUCACAGAUAUUCUUUCAAACUUCCCAGAUAUCUCAGUAGUUCUAUGUGAAGAAAUCAUGGAUCAGCUCGAGAGAGAAGGCGUUCUUUCGAAAACAGGGAAGGACACAUACAUUAUAAACAGAGAUAAGAUACCAGGGAGCGAAUUCACCUUUGUGAAAGAUGAAACGGAUGGUCAAACUGCUCCACAGGAUGGGAAACCUAUAGCUCCUGAAGACUACAUGUACAUGAAAGCUCUGUACCAUUCUCUUCCUAUGAAAUAUGUGACCAUUACAAAGCUUCACAACAUGCUGGAUGGUGAAGCCAACCAGUCUGCUGUUCGUAAGUUAAUGGACAGAAUGACCCAAGAGGGCUACGUGGAAGCUUCUAGCAACCGCAGGCUAGGGAAGCGUGUGAUUCAUUCUAGUCUUACUGAGAGGAAACUAAAUGAAGUCAGAAAAGCUCUUGCCACAGACGAUAUGGAUGUGGAUGUUAAUGAAGCUACGGACAAAACCAACGGUUUAGAGGCCAAAGCAACCGCAGAUGUAUCUACAUGUGGAGGCAUCCACUCCAUAGGAUCAGAGUUCACACGUACGAAAGGAAGAUCAGGGAUGGAGCAGAACGGCUCGGUUCUAAGUGACCAGACCAUCUCGAAAGCUAAUAACACUCCAGUUAGCACUAGAGCACAGCCUGUGGCUUCGAGGGAAAGCUUUGCGGUAAAUGGAGCGGGUGGUAACAAGUGCAAGGAGGUUGACACAAACUGUAGCCAAGCCUCGCAGGAUAAGCGUUGCAGGAAAACCAGCAUGGUGAGAGAGCCUAUUCUGCAGUACUCGAAGCGCCAGAAAUCUCAGGUUAAUUGA
Messenger RNA from Arabis nemorensis, 1797 nucleotides. The record is from the annotation of a GenBank genome assembly. Lineage: Eukaryota; Viridiplantae; Streptophyta; Magnoliopsida; Brassicales; Brassicaceae.